Molecule: messenger RNA, 671 nt
Organism: Cotesia glomerata
Lineage: Eukaryota; Metazoa; Arthropoda; Insecta; Hymenoptera; Braconidae
Product: protein krueppel-like
Exons: 2
Coding region: 148-483 (111 amino acids)
Source: RefSeq, a predicted model, not a curated record
CAUUUUCGAUGUGAUAAACAAAAACUUAAUUUUUAAAAGUGUUGUGAUUAGUGAAAAAUUGUGAAAAUGAAUAAACUGCCUUAAAUUUUGGAUAUUUGUCAGCUGCUUCAAAAAGUUUCACCUAGGAAAUUAGGAAUAGAUCAUCAAAUGGAGUCACGGGUGAUUAAGUCUCAGCGGGAUCUGUGCUCGGUGAUAAUCAAGGAGGAGGUAGAGGUAGCGGAGCUUCAGUUCCCGAGCCCUCUGACGCUCCGGAACAGGGGAGAGACGUUGAUGCAGCAAUUGAAGACUCACACGUGCCCCAGGUGCUUUAAAAGCUACAUGCAUGCGUGGCACCUCAAGCGACACAUCAGGUUCGAGUGUGGCCAGGAGCCAAAGGUCCAGUGUCCUUACUGCAUGGUCAAGAUGAAGCAGAGAGGACACGUCUACCGACACAUCCGGCGGUGUCACAGGGGACAGAAUGUUUACGUCAUCGAUCUCAAUUAAUGUUACUACUCGCGGGUUAUUUGCUCGAUAAUUCGCGGAGUUUAUUUUUAAGGAUAAAACAGUUAUUAUUUGGUAUAUUUAUUAGUGCCGUGGUCGGAAAAAUUGAUGAUACUUGUUUUAUGGUAUUAUUAUUUAUUAAUUUACAUUCACUGUAAUUAAGGCUAAGAUUAAAAAUUAUAAAAAUUUAA